This is a messenger RNA of Aquila chrysaetos chrysaetos, 2926 nucleotides long. It is a transcript of the gene POGLUT1, whose product is annotated as protein O-glucosyltransferase 1. The transcript is spliced from 11 exons. NCBI's taxonomy places the organism in Eukaryota, Metazoa, Chordata, Aves, Accipitriformes, Accipitridae. Bases 26 to 1207 code for a protein of 393 amino acids. Gene Ontology annotation, cellular component: endomembrane system. The record is from RefSeq and is a predicted model, not a curated record. Gene Ontology annotation, biological process: protein O-linked glycosylation; positive regulation of Notch signaling pathway. Gene Ontology annotation, molecular function: UDP-glucosyltransferase activity; UDP-xylosyltransferase activity.
CCGUGUUGGCGGCGGCGGCGGCGGUAUGGGGCGGGCGGCGCUGGCCCUGUGGGCGAUGGCGGCGGCGGCUGCCGUGUGGCGGUCGGAGCCCGCUGCGGCGGGCGGCCCGGCAGAUGCCAAAUGGAAAACAAUAACUGACCAAAUUAAGAAAGCUGUGGAAGUCUAUAAGCCAUGUGUAAAGGCGAACUGCAGCUGCUACCAAAGUGUCUGGAAGCAGGACCUGGCUCCUUUUCGAGGUGGCGUUUCCAAGGAGAUAAUAUCAGAUGUGGUGAGCCGGAAGCUCGGGACGCAUUACCAAAUCAUUAAGAACAAAUUGUACCGUGAGCAGGACUGCUUGUUCCCUGCAAGAUGCAGUGGAGUUGAGCACUUUCUUCUGGGGAUCAUCAACCGCCUCCCUGACAUGGAAAUGGUGAUCAAUGUGCGAGACUACCCCCAGGUCCCCAAGUGGAUGAAACCCAUUAUCCCAGUCUUCUCCUUCAGUAAGACACCUGAAUACAAUGACAUCAUGUAUCCUGCCUGGACAUUUUGGGAAGGAGGACCAGCUGUUUGGCCAAUUUACCCAACAGGUUUAGGGCGCUGGGACCUCAUGAGAGAGGACCUCAGAAGAUCUGCAGAAAAAUGGCCAUGGAUGAAAAAAAUCUCUAAAGGAUAUUUCCGAGGAUCCAGAACGAGCCCUGAGAGAGAUCCCCUCAUUCUGCUGUCCCGAGAAGCCCCAGAACUUGUUGAUGCUGAGUACACUAAAAACCAGGCUUGGAAAUCUGAAAAGGACACCUUAGGGAAGCCUCCUGCGAAGGAAAUUCCACUGGUUGAUCACUGCAAAUACAAGUAUCUGUUUAAUUUCCGGGGAGUGGCUGCCAGUUUCCGGUUGAAACACCUUUUCUUAUGUGGUUCACUUGUGUUUCACGUUGGAGAAGAGUGGUUGGAGUUCUUCUACCCUCAGCUGAAGCCUUGGGUCCACUACAUCCCAGUCCGAUCAGACCUCUCUAACAUCAGGGAGCUGCUGCAGUUUGUAAAGGAAAAUGAUGCCAUAGCACAAGAUAUUUCAGAGAGGGGACGCCAAUUCAUCACCGAGCACUUGCAGAUGGAGGAUGUCUCUUGCUACUGGGAGCAUCUGCUGUCUGAAUAUUCCCAAGCCUUGACUUACAAAGUGAAAAGGAGGAAGAGCUACAGCGAGAUCACUUCUGAGUGGCUGAAAACAGAACUGUAGAGACUAAUCUGUUUUUCUCUUCAGGUCAAACUGAUCUCUGUGGAAAUCUGAAGAUCAGUGUAUCUUCUUUCUUAUUCUCUCAGACUUCUUAUCCUUCACGCUGCAACGACAGAGAACAGCAAUAGGCUAACUUUGAAAUUGCUCCCAUACAGUGGGACCCGGUUAUGCUGUCACCAUAAGAAUGUCAAGUAGAAUGUUGGAUUAUGGCUAUUUAAUGGGGUGGUUAUGGUCAUGCCUGGGAGAGGGUUGUUAGCAUUUGGGACUUUGUUACUACCUGUGUCAGAAUGAUCCUAAAUCCCAUUCAGUCAAUGAGAAGCCUGUCUGUUAAUUUUACUGGGCUUUUUACCAAGUCCACUGUACUCGUGGGCAAGGUAUGCAGACUGUCAGCUACACGCAGCUGGGAGAUACAGGCCCCUUUUUUUGGCAAAUGGUCAAUGUUUUCUCACCUGUGAUAUUAGGUGUUCUGUGACAGAAGCAGGUACUGGGAUUUGGGGUAACCUUUUUAGAUAGCCUAGAGCUUAUGUUUAUGUCAGGUUUUAGAAGUUGAUGGUAGGGCUUUGAUGUGCCGCUGAAAGGACAAAUGAUCCUUGCACAGUUAAACUACCUCAUAGGGGAGCAGUUGGUGAUGGUGAUGUUGCCACAGCGCUAAGCCUGAGUAGCAGACAGUCAAGCAGUUGGCAACUGAGAUAAAGACGGUUCAUGCUCUGACAGAUGAGCUGGGUGCCUGCACAGCCACACAGAACUGAGCCCCUGUUAAUAAGCUCUUGCCAGCUGCCUGGCCAGACAUCCUUAAGAACCCAGAGAAAGUAUAUGCAGAGGUAGAGUCAGCUCUUUUUCCCAGAUGUUCACAGAUUCUCUGCUCUGAUCCUCUUCUGUAAUCUGUCUAGGGUUGUUGGGGAGGGGGGGUUGAGGCUGGUAACACAUCUGCUCACUUCAGUAUUUGCUUUUCUUUCACACUGCCAUCGCACUCCUUUUCUCAUCUCUUUCAGUCUGGUUGAGGGAAUGUCUUCAGCCACACAGUGGCAGCUAGUUCUCCCAUUACGCAUUUUGAGUUCAGUCACAGGUUGCUUGCGCUCGCUGUAUUUAUACCCACUAUGGGCUGCUCAGCCCAGGGGGAGUACAAUUUCUGAAAUGCUCUGUGGCCCCUGAGUUGAGAGGCCUGGUGGGAAGCAGUGUCUUCUCUGGCAUCCAGGCAGGUGCUCAGAAGAGCUUGGGCAGGGGCACGGGGUCCCAGGAGAGGGCCACUGCCUCCUCGGUGAGCACCCUUGAUGCCGAGUGGCCUCAAGGUGUAGGAAGCAGCACAUUGAUGGAAGAGAGUGGUAGCCACAGCUCGGGUCUCCUCUGCAGUCAGUUUGGAUCAGAGAAGGAGAAAACACUACAAGGAACAAUAACGCUAAGUGCACCUACACGUGUCUGUGCUCGCACAGAGGCCUUGCAGCACUGCCAAGCCCCGGUGCAGGGACAUAAGUGCCAGUUGCUGGAGCAGCACGCCAGUUAUGUGACCGGUGCCUGGGUUAUCCCAGCCUGCAAAGGAAACGAAUCAGGGUACUAAAAUAGCCUAGUUUCCGAGGAAAAUAACUGUGCGAGAGUGGAAGGGGUUUUUUGGUUGUGUAUUUUUAGUUAAGGGAGAGACUGUGCUGUGAGAAACUGAAACAGCUAUGUAUAAUAUUUUUAAACUGUUUUUAAUGAAGUCUUUUUGGAAUAAAACAUGAAAAUGAA